Molecule: messenger RNA, 627 nt
Organism: Anisakis simplex (herring worm)
Lineage: Eukaryota; Metazoa; Nematoda; Chromadorea; Rhabditida; Anisakidae
Source: the annotation of a GenBank genome assembly
GUGACUGCUACAAAAUCCUCUGUAAUGAUUGAAGAAGAAAGUGAUGAAUCGGAUGUGGAUUCGAGCGAUUUCUUUGGACUACAUUCUGCCUCAACUGUACCUCAAUUACCCGUGAACUAUAAGCCACUAGCAAGAAUUUCGGAUGUUAGCUACGGUCCAUCGCGGCCAUCAGAUCGUCUCAGUCAGCCGUCAUCUUUGACGCAAACUAAUGACUACGAUGAACAGUUAUCGAAUCAAGUGGAAGGCCCUUCGACCUCUGGUGUAAUCGAUAAUAGCAAAGCGCAGGAAAUGAUUUACACGAAUGACAUCGCGUUGUGGGGUGGAUCGGAAGCGAAUGCAGCCGAAGCAAUUAGUGGAAUUGUAGACGUCAGUGUUGAUCAGGUGUUAGGACCAAACGUGCAAGCGAACCUGUUAAAGAAUCUUCACAAUAAAUCGUUAGCAGAAGCAGCAAUUUCGCAUUUGGCUGCGAUACCGAAGGGUAAAGGACCAAAAGAUAUGGUGGCAAGAAGAAAACAUCAAAUCACCUACUUGGCGACUAUGGCGGUCGCUCGAGAAGAACAACUUGCUGAGCAGUGGUCACAGAAUCGUCAUAUGAAACGUGUUUCGGCCCAAAAAUAUGGAUUCUAA